ACCUCAGGGCCAAUCUUCCUAUUAAAAAAAAAACUAACAAAAAAAGAAUUUUAAAAGUCAAUCUUGCAUGAACUUUGCACAAGAAUAUAUCAUAAAUCAAAGAUUAUAGUCAAUCAACUAUAUGCACCAAAGAUCAAUAAAGAUAUCUAUGCAUUUUAACCCACUGCACACUAGAAAGUGACAAUUCAGAAUAAACUGUAAAAGACUUAUCAUUUGAGAAUAAAGGAAAUGAAGUCCUUAACUUGACCAAAUUUGAACAAAUAGAUUCAUUCAUAAACUCAGAAAGUAUCUACUGAAUGUCUGCUAUACGAGCCACACACUAAUGCAGCAACAAAAGGAAUAAGUUCUGUUCUCAUGAAGCUGACCUCUAAGGGAGGUGUACGCCAGAAGAAGGGGGGAGGAAAUAAGUUUAAAAAUAAAUAUUAUUCUAAAUACUGAAGACAGCUAUAAAGAAAAUAAAACAUGGGGAGAGGCAGGAGUGCUGAGCAGGGCAUGGCUACGUCAGACCCGCGAGCAGGGAAGGCCUCCCCGAGGAGGAGACGUUGAACAGAGACCAGCGAGGCGGCCUCCCUGAGCAGGGCAAUGAGACAGAAGCCAGGCCUCCGGGACCAGGACCCGCCUCAGGGCUGUGCUCUAGACCUUAACAGAAUUGGACUGCACCAUCACCAUGGAGACAGUGUGAAACAAAUCCACCUGGGUGUUCCAGCUGUUCGUACGCAGCCUGGACAAAACUCAGCUGGUCCUGCUCCAGACCCCUGCCAACAGCCCCACCUGUUUGCAAAGGACCAGAGACCCCUCAUGGGUUCCUGGGGCAGAGAAAAGGCAUGCACUGCUCAGAGCUCGGUGGCCAUGAGUGACAGACAGGAAGAGCUCAGGGGAGAGCUAGGCAGCUCAGCUUUGCAUUUUGUUUUCAAUUUUUGUCCCACUGGGCCAGAAUACCUAAGUAGCACAACAAUAAUCUAUAUUUACAACAAAUAUUGGUUUACCUGCCAAGGGCACCAAAUACUCACUGGCUGGCCUUCUCCACACUCCACACUCCCCCGUGCCCCCCACACACAAACACACCUGGACCUGUUCCACAAGUUAAUCACAUCAGUGACAUCCAAGAGAUCAAAGAAAGGGUGCUGGCCUCUUUGCUGCUUCAGGCUGGACAAAUUCACAUUCGAGUCCCACAGGCGAGGAGCGGCCGCUGCUGUCCACUGGGAGAGCGAUGCAGGCCCCAGACAAGGUGCUUGGACCAGGGCAGUGAUAAUCCAAGUUAUGCUGACAUGGGAUCUGCCAGGCUCCUCCCAGGACCCUCUAGAGGGGAGGCAUGAAACCAGGGUAAGACCCUACAGCUUAGACGCUUAGUCACAGGGCGUGGAAGAGCUGGGCCCUGGUCGUAGGCGCUCUGGUUACCACCUCAGGAACUUGCUCAAGCCACUAAGCUCCCUUCACCUGCUUUCUUCCUGCGUAAAAUAAGGUCCUCCAUCAGAAACUCAGCCAACACCUACCAGGAACCACCCGCUGGACUGGAUGAAAAUACAAAGUUCUCUCUCCACGCAGCAGUGCAGACAAGCUAACAAAAGCAAGUCUUUCCAAUAGGGGAGGAUACUCCCUAGUGGUUAAGGCUUCAGAAUGGCACCGACCUGCAUUCACAUCUCAGUUCCACGACAUCCCAGCAGCAGCACAGUGGACAAUUUCUUCACACUCCCUACAGUUCAGUUUCCUCAACUAUAAAAUGGGCUUACUUCUCUCUCUUCGGGACAACUUGAGGAUUUAAGAGCGCAUAGCUGUAGUUCAUUCAUUUUCACUGUUACGUAAAAUGUCCCAAGAUAAAUGAUGUGUUUUUUACCCAUUCUCCUGUCAGUAAUCAUCUGAGCUAUUUCCACAUCUUUGCUAUUUCAAACAGUGUUUCUACAAGCAUCCUUGCAAGUGAUCCUGGGCAUGCCCCUGUGAGAGUUUUCUAGGGCACAUACCCAGGAAUUAAAAUGCUCAGCCAUCGGGUGAGUGAACGUCCCUCUUUUCUAAAUAUUUCCAAUUCCUUUUCCAAACUGCUGGACUUUAGAAAUAUAAUGCUGAGCAUGGGAUACAAAGAAGUCCUGGUAGAAUACAUACAGCGUGAACAAUUUGUACAAUGGAAGGUAUGUUCCUGUGGAUUCAAAUCAUUCAUUUUAAAAGGGAGGAAAUGGAAAACAGAAUUCAGGACAGGGUCACCUCCGGGCGGAGGAGCACUGACAGCCUGGGGAGGAUGCAGCGGGAGAUGCUGGAGGGGUGCUGGCUCUCAGUGCGGCACUGCGUUCUUUUUGUUGUGCUUUAGCUUAUGUGACAUAAAUUCUUUUCAAAGGAUCAAGUAUUCCAAUAAAAAGAAAAAAUGAAAUCCAUUAGCAUUGCCCAUAUCUGGGGCAAGGUAAAGUUCCCAAUGAAUAUUCGGCAGUUAUUGCUAUAAAAUGUGAUGACAGUGGAAGAGAUGACAAGACACAGCUGUAGCUGCAGAUGAGGUGUGACUGACGGGGCAGGUGGGACAGUGCUGCCCUGUGGCGGGAAAGCAGGUGGCUCCUCAGCACCCAGGGCUGGGAGGGCCCCAGAACUGCAGGAACCGGAGGUGGCGGUGGGGAGGAGGACACGAGGCUGCUCGGGUGCCAGAACCACCAGACUCUGACCCCGAGAGGGCAGGGGCAAUGUUGGUGGUUUUCUGCUUCACCCUCAAGCCCAAGAACACUGCCUGAGAACAGGUGCCAAAAGAGUAUUUGAUGGAAGAAAGGAAAAGUUUGUUUCAUAGAUGAUGGUUUAAAACAACGUUUUAAGUAAAGAUUACUUUGACUUAGAAGAAUAGGUAGAAAGAGAAAAGAAGACAGCCAAGAACAGAAAAAGAAACACCAAUUUUAAGGAUAGGCAAGGAGCUCCCAAAGGUACCUGAGAAGGAAAGGUCAGGAGGAAGAGAAGUCCAGAGACGGCUGUGAUGUGUUUGCUGUGUCAGGCACCGAGCUCAGGACCCGGCCUCAAAACUGAUACACACAUACAUUCAUAUACACCUAUAGACACACACGUGUAUGCAGAUACGCUGUAUGUAAUACAGAUCAUGCAAACAGUACAUGUAUACACAAGCACACAUACACACACACAGACUCUAUUUUACUGAGCCAUUUUGAAAAUAAGUUGCAGGCAAUCACGGCCCUUCCCUCCUGAACACUUCAACAUGCAUCUCCGACAAACAAGAACAUUCUCCUGCCGCGUCAUAGCAGCAUCAUACCUAGGAAGAUUAAGAUCAAUUCAGUAAUUUCAUAUAGAGUCUGUAUCCAGACUCACACGAUUGUCCCAGAACCAUUUCUGUGGCUCUCCCCUCUGCUCACCCCAGUCACCAGCACAGAUCACUCCUAUUAUUUCUCUUUGGCCUCUUUUGAUCCAGAACUGCUCCCUCCCACCCAGCAUGUUUGCUUUUCGUGGCAUUGGUUUUUUAAAGAGUCUAGGCUGGUUGUUUUGCAGAAUGUUCCAUACUCUGAAUUUGUCCGACUCUUCAUCCGUGAUUAGUGUUUUCACAAGGUCUGUUGUGUACAUCUAAUUCAAUCAUAGCAGGAGGCACAAUAUGUCAAGUUAUCCCAUUUUUGGAGAGUUUGAUCAUUCAGUGACAGCCAGAUAUUCCUAUUGAAAAGGUACUUUUUCCUUAUUAUUCUAAAUGAUGUGGGAAUGAUGCCUUCAGAGUGGAAUACAGCUGGCCCUCCAUGUCCGCAGGUUCCACAUCCACAGACAGAAUCAACCAACCUUUGAUCAAAAGGCCUAGGAUGGUUACGUGUGUGUGAGCACGUAUAGACUUCUUUUCUUGUCCUUAUUCCCUAAACAAUGCAGUAUAACAACUAUUUACACAGCAUUUACAUUAGUCAUGAUAAGUACUCCAGAGAUGAUCUAAAGUAUAUGGGAGGAUGUCCGUAGGUUAUAUGCAAACACUUCACCAUCUUGUAUGAGGGACUUGGGCAUCGUGGAUUUUGGUAUCCCCGGGGGUCCUGGAACCAAUUCCCCACGGAUACCGAGGGACAACUGUAUCCUGUUCUCCCACAACCUUUCACCAAAUGGCUUUUCACAGUCACUUGAAGAUUGUUGCCCAAAUCGAUUAUUAUACUGAGGUUGUAAAUGGUGACUUUCUAAUUCUAUCAUUCCUCCUACAUUUUCUAGCUGGCAUUCUUCUGUAAAGGAGAGCUGCUCCAUCUUCGUCCUCUCAUUUUUAUCCGUAUUUUUAAUAUCACUAUCAACUCCCAAAUUUGGUUCGUGUUUCAGAGUAUUUUCAUCUAUUACUGUCAUCCUUGUCGGUAUCCAAAUUGUCCAAUUUAGAGGUGCCCCCAGCUCCGCUUCCGUGGCCUUCUUCACGUUUCCCCACGGGUCUGAGCGCUUCCUUGCUUUCUGCCAACAAGACACCUCAAUUCACCUAUGCCUUCCCCGGGCCUGAGGUGAAAUCAGCCACUUCUCCAGGGAGUCUGGUUCCUGCUCGUGAGCAGUGACGCUUAGAAAGCCGAUGUGCGCACUGAUACCGAGGAUGGAGCACUGCUUCUCCACCUACAGGAGGCUUGUUAUUUCAAGACAGAAAAGGCUUGACCAAGUUUAUAGCUGCUGGGGUGUCACAAUGUCUAGAUCUAUAGGUUUUCUCUUUGUUUGAAAGACUUGGGCAGGUUUACACCUUGAAGAGGUAGACAGAGAGAGACUGAAAAUACAAAAGAGAAAAGCAGUAAUGUACAGAAAAGAUGGGAAGGAGCACCUGUUAUUAUCAGAAUGUUUUACAUAUGGGCAUUACACCUCAGGCAAUAAUGAAACAGCAUCUGACAGCUCCCACGGGACAUGGCAAGACACAAGACAACUUUCCUAUAAAGUACUUGACUGGCUUAUAACGAAAUCCCUUGGGAAAGUGAAAUAAUCACAAAUGGAAUGGCCUAAAAAGGACACGUAUAUUCAACAACGGAUCCCAACCUGAAGGACUCAGAAAAAGCACAGGUCUUUCAUAUGCACGCUGGGCACCAUCUUUAAGCUGUGUAAAGUAGAUCCUUAACAUUUAAGUCCUACUCAUUUUGAAAUGAAAAUAGUUGCUUUACUGUCACGUGCUGUGUUUAAUCAAAUACAAACUCAUUUAAGAAUUGCCCAAUUCAUAAGUAACUGUCACAACAUAGCUUAUUAAAAUCGAAGGGUACUGAUUCUUCCAACAGGUAUGAAGUACAUAAAAUUUUAGGUUGUAAAGUGUAUGAGGAUCCCUUCUCUGCAGUAUUCCCACUCCCACCGACAGUCCCAGAUAUUUAUACUCCUCUCCGUUGGCUUUGUGAGGCUGAAGCUGGAACAAACACGCAAGUGGUUGAUACUUGGCUAAGUAGUCAAAGCUGUGACCUUCUGAGAAAUGAAUCUCUGUUCCCCAUCCCCAGAGCAAGGUGGUACCCAUUAAUGCCCUUGACCCCAGGAUCUGGGGAUCUGAGUACCGCCUGCCUAAUUGAGGACUGCAAACACCAUCCGAGAGGCAAAAAGAGGUCAGAGAUGCAUUUCCUUGCCUGGCCCCAGGGAACAGAACCACGUAUUCCAAAACAAUGCUGCAGAAGAAGAGGCCAGAAAAAAGCCAGGGAUCCAAGCAGCUGAACCUGAUUCCGGACAGGGACAGGAAUCAGCUCCCCAAACCCUGAGGACAGGAGAGUUUCACACCUUGAGCCGCUCUCACCGGAGAUUCAGGCUCAUGCGGACUGCCGAAUGAGAGCCUGAAACCCUGUGGACCUGACUCGUACUCCGCAUGGUUGGGUGGUGCUUCCUGUGACAGAACAGAGAGCACAAGCAGCACAGCCUCCCUCCCCAUGCCCCGUGGGAGCACGCUGGGCCACACGCCCCAGGAGGUCCGAGCACUUUGCCAAGGGUCCACCGUGCAUCCUGCUGCCCUGCGUUUCAGUGCAGAAGAACAUCAACCUGAGAACCACGAGAGAAGUGGGGAAGGGUGUGGGAGCCGGAGCCAGGGCGGGAGUUCCAGAGACAUCUGAUCAUUCUACUGUCACCCCCUGAACCCACGAUGUUCCAUCUGAGCCACACACUGCCAGGCACCAGGUAUUUGAUUCCUACACGAACAGGAGCCUGCGAGGAAGCUACUAAUACUCCCUCAGUUUAGAGACACAAAAACUGAAACACAGAGGCACUUAGGAACUAUCCCAAUAUCACAGCUAUUAAGAACUUGAGCCAUAUCUCUAACCAAGGCCCACGGCAUCCAACAUGCAUGCUUUUAAUCAUUAUGCUUCUCUGUCUGCCCACUAUUCCAACAGAGCAGUAAAUAAAGCCCACUUCACCUUCCUAGACCUUGGCAUGUGAGUGACUUAUUGCUGAUGAGUUAUUAGGUUGGGCAUCAACAACAAAGCUGACGAAAUUCCCUUUCCAUAUCAAAUGAUACCAAACAUACCUACCAGAAAGGAACUAUUCUGGUGGUUCUCGACUUGGGAACAUUUAGAAAUGUCUGCAUUUUCAGUUGUCAUAAAUCAUGGGGUGCUACUGGCCCCUAGUGGACAGAGGGCAGGGAUGCAGCUGAACAUCUUACAGUGCACAAGAUAGCAGGCCCACAAAGACCUGGAACCCAAAAAACGUCAGCUGUACCAAGGCUGAGAAACCCUGGGCUUUCCCAAAGGCUGAACCCCAGACUGCAGGUGAAAAGUCACCACAAAUCCAUCCUGAAAAUCCAGACGCAGGAGCUGGUAGAGAGGCUAGUGAUGGCUGGCCAUGGUCAUGGCCCAAAAGUUUGACCUGUGCCACCCUUGCCCUCUUCCAGCAGCUUCCAUGAUCUGCUUGCAUAAGCACAAGACGUGAGGACAGACCCAGGUUCUUGGAUGUGCCUGUCCCACACUUGGCUACGAAUCCUGCUAAAAGUGUUUUAAGGGAAGUGGUUAGAAUUAAAGGUAAAGACUAGAUUUGGGCCUUUUCCAUUUAGUAUCCAUACUAACCCACCACCCAUGGUCACACAUAAUCAACGCUUGGCUCUGUCUGCAGCUGAAACACAGACUUUUGAUCUUCGUGAGUUUUAGAGUCUGUGAAUAGGCCGGCCCAGGAGGAAGGCCUGGCAGCCAAGACAGGGCUGAGCCUAUGCUUUGGUGGAAGAGGAAGUUUAGAUGCCUAAGAGGAGCAUGCAGAUACUUCUAGUGUAAUUAGCACAGCUUCUCAAUUGCAGCACGCGACCAGAGCAUUCACCCAAUCCUACACUAAAUUAAAGCAUGUCCAUCACUGGCCUAGAUUCUAACUGAAAGUGAAGUCAGUGGGCCACAGUGGCCUGCAGUUAGGACCACCAAGUCAGAUCUUCUCAAGAGCUCAUGCCUGCCGCAGAGAAAGCCAGCUCAAGGUGAGGAGCAGCAGCCAGCGGAACCCUCCUGCUGCCAGCGGGGCCGAGGGGACGUGCGUGUGGCACCCACGCCACAGGGAGCAGACCUGCACUUCCACCCGGAGUAGACACUCUACCACCUAGCAGUCAACGUCACUUGUUUUCGUGACCAUUACGAACAGUCCGAUUCUGUGCCCCUCCUUGGACAUCAGUGCAGGAGAAAGAAACGUGAGGCAAAUCAAAUCAACCUUCACUGUCAUGUGAUCCAAGAUUGCUGGCCUGAUACCACCAUUCCUGAAGCUGGUUUAGGUGCUUGCUGCUCUGUUCCUUUGUCACUUCCUACUAUGAGAGCCCCUUGUUGUACCCAGAAGUACCACUCUGUUCAGCCUCCCCUGAGAAUGGGAGCUUCCUAUGAGCUCCCCGUGGCUCAUGUAUCCCCACCGUGCCUCACAAACACGUUCUGAUGGAUUUAGUGAGCAAAGGAACAAAAGCUCCUGGCAAAGGAAGAAAGAUCAGGGAUAUACAGGAGCCCAAGGCUACAAUGUACCUUAAGAACUGAAGAUUUCAACAAGGGGAAAUCGCAUCAAGUACAGCAGAGAAGUCAGGAAAGAGACAACUUCUCAGUACUCAAAGGGUGAUAAAUUUAGAAAUGAGGUCCCUGCAGCCUGUGCGGAGUGUACGGACUGUGGCGCGUCCUCAGGGUGAUGAAGGGAAAUAAGAGGGGUUCAUUCUUCUGCUUAAAGGAGAAAGUGAGAGUCUCAUGGCUGAGCCCAGAGAGAGUGUAGGCCAGACGGGCCAUGGAGAGCUGACGGGUUAGAGAGCCACUGCGUGGUGCUGACAAGGAGCCACGCAAGAAUCAGGCUUCCGAGAAGCUAGGGGUGGUCAGUUACUGAGAAAGAAUACUCACUUCUAUGAAAUCAACAGCCACACUUGUGAUGACUUCCUCCCAGAUAGGCCCACGACCUAGAAGCAGAGGACACUGCGCGAGCACCCUAAGGACCCAGGGCUGAGGGAGAGGCAGGACCAUAAGUCAGGGUGCAGGGAGUUCUAAAGCAUGCAGCCGACCACGGAAUAAGAACGGCCAGGAGGCUGAGGACAGACUUAGAAUUAAUCAAUAUUAUUGAAUAGUAUAAAAUAUUUUAAAAAUAUAAACUAUGUCAUAAAGUAUUGAAUAACAUAAAAUAUUACAAACUGCAGGACUGAAUAAGCAGCCCACACAUCAAUCCCCUUUCUAUUCAAUCCAUUCUACCUGCUCUGGAAACCGUCUAAAAUAUCACAAUUGGCACCAAAAAGGGAAAAGAAAACCAAGUUCCAUGUUAGGGCAGGGGAGAUAAAAUCAGCAAAACUGAAAAAAAGCUCCAGUAGGUUUAGCUCAUGUCUGAUGAUCACACGCCGGAACCCUUUUCUACUGAUAUGAGAAUCAUCUAGAAACAAAUACUUAUCUCACACGAAAAGGUGUGGGCACCUCAGAUUCAAGCUCAUGACGUCUGGACUUGAAGCAGGGAGAAGAAAUACCAGAUUGUCCCUUGACAAGGACUGAACAAGGAGCAGGAAGGAAGUGCUCAUCACAGGCAGGUGCCGAUGAAAGAGGGAUCUGAAAGCAGUCCAUCCUCCACAAACAUUUUUAUUUCUAAUUAUGAAACAGUUCAAAUAUAUAAAAAUAAAAGUACUGAAACUAAUGUCGGUAACACCAGUGCACCCAAUUGCCCAGGGUCAAUUGAUGGCAACGUUGAGGCAAAGUUGUUUCAGAAUUUACAAGAUGAAAUGCCACAAAUACGGUUGGAGCACAGCCACCCUGCACCAUCUCUUCCCUCCCCAGGAGUAAGCACGUCCUGAAGUUGGACUGUAUCGUCCCGAUCAGGAUGUGUCCAGUACUGCCCUGCAUCACGUACAAUAUCACUCCACAGAGAACUUAAUCUCUCUGCUUUAUUUCUAAAGAGAACUUGAUAACCUUUGAGGAACAUUCUACGUAAAUAUAAGAUGUUCUUUAACACUUGCUCUCAAGUAGAUAUCUAUAAAAUAUCUAGUUACAUUUCCAGGAGACCACAAGGAUAGGAUUAUGCUGAUGAAAUCUGUAAUGGAUAAACUGAGAAAGAUCCUAGAUUUCAGGGCUACCUAUAAUGUAACUUUUCCCUAUCUGGAGUCCCAACCAGAGCAAAGAAAAACAAGCUUUUUAACCUCCUCACCAAACAUUUAUUAAAUGUCCCCUGUGUACAGGGUCUGAAAAAAACUUGCUACUCAAGAGAGUCAUCAAGCUCGCAGCAUCAAUAUGACCUGUGAAGUCUGAGUCUUUAGCAAGAUCCCCAGAUAGUCUGGAUGCACAUUAAAGCGUGAGGCGUGCAAGUUUAAAGAAUUCAGAAAGGUGGCAACACAGACGAAGGCAGAAGCAAAUGCAACCAGCAUUCUGCCAAACUCCUCUUCCUCCUGUCAGACGACGCAGGUGUCAGCUGUUGUCUCUGCAAAGGCCAUACCUGAGCGUCAGCAGACCGGUGGUUACCAGCCAGGGGUGAUUCUGCCUCCCAGAGGACAUUUGGCAAAGCCUGGAGACAAUUUUGCCACAAUUUGAGGACAUGGUGCUACUGGCAUCUAGUACACGGAAGCCAGGGACGCUGCCAAACAUCCACAAUGCAGAAGUCAGUCCUCCACAGCAAAGAACUGUCUGGCCCAAAAUAUCCACAGUGUGAAGGUUUUUAAACCAAAAAAAUCCUCCCUAUGAUUUCCUGGCUAAAAUGAUCAAUUGUUAACUUCAGUAAUUUAAAAAACUGAUUUGAGCAUCUGUAUCCACGGGGCAAAAAAUAAACCGAUAACUAAAAACACUUCCCGUCCAACACUCUCAAGUACAGAGUUUAUAAGGUUGCCGUGGGAGUUCACAACCAAAUCCAUCAUCAUCAAUAUUGACACCCAAGACCAAGUACCAUGAAACACCAAACGGUCAUGUUGAAACAUUUCACAAUUAUAAAGGCCGAAUUUAACAAGUGAGUACAUUGCUACCACACACUUCUCCAGUAAAAACAUUCUGGUGCUCAUUUAACCUAAUUAAUUCUUCAUUUUUCUCCUACAAUACAGAUCAUUAGUGAAGAAACACUGGCUACUUUGAGAUGACAAGCAUUCACUGGGCUAAACUACUUCAUUGAAAGGAAACCUCAUAUUAUACAAAAUCUGUUCAAGGCCUCACCCUCGGAAGCUACAGAGCGAUGAACGCCACCACCACAGGUCCCUGCUCCUGGGACCCCCUCAUCACUCAGCAAGUCAUCCCGGCACUCUACUUGGUGGUCUUUGUGGUGGGCAUCCUGCUCAAUGGCGUGUCGGCGUGGGUGUUCUGCUACGUGCCCAGCUCCAAGAGCUUCAUCAUCUAUCUCAAGAACAUCGUCGUCGCCGACUUUCUGAUGAGCCUCACUUUUCCCUUCAAGAUUCUGAGCGAGUCGGGCCUGGGCCCCCGGCAGCUGAGCGUGUUUGUGUGCAAGUUCUCGGCGGUCUUCUUCUACGUCAACAUGUACGUCGGCAUCGUGUUCUUUGGGCUCAUCAGCUUCGACAGAUACUAUAAAAUCGUGAAGCCUCUACUGACGUCUGUCAUGCAGUCAGUGAACUUCAGCAAACUCCUGUCGGUGAUGGUGUGGGUGCUCACGCUCUUUCUUGCUGUUCCCAACAGCAUCCUGACCAAAUGGAGUGUCAGGGACGUGAGAGGCAUAAAAUGUAUGGACCUGAAAAACACACUGGGCCAGAAGUGGCACAAAGCCUCAAACUACAUUUUUGUGGGCAUCUUCUGGAUGGUGUUUCUUUUGUUAAUCGUUUUCUACACUGCUAUCACGAGGAAAAUCUUUAAGUCCCACCUUAAGUCCAGAAAGAACUCCAUCUGGGUCAAGAAGAAGUCUAGCCGCAACAUAUUCAGCAUCAUGUUUGUAUUUGUUGUCUGUUUUGUGCCUUACCACAUUGCCAGAAUCCCCUACACGCAGAGCCAAACAGAAGCUCAUUACAGCUGCCGGUCGAAAGAAAUCUUGCACCACGUGAAAGAAUUCACUCUGCUCCUGUCGGCUGCAAACGUCUGCCUGGACCCCGUUAUUUACUUCUUUCUCUGCCAGCCAUUUAGAGAAAUCUUAUGUAAGAAACUGCACGUCCCAUUAAAAGCUCAGCAGGACUCAGACGCUUGCAAAACCAAAACGGGAAACACAACGCAGGAAAGCACAGAUAUUCUGUGACCUCCCACCUCCUUGCAAAUGAAGCCUGCAGAUGCAUACUGUAAUCUGUAACUACAGGCUAAGAGGGAGGAGUGAGCAACGUGCCCACGAUGAGCAGUGUCAUCUGUAAGCAUUACUGUCCAAUUUAGUACAAAAAUAAAAGGUACGUUUCCAUGUUUUUUCAGUAACAUCAAAGAAAAAAUAAUACAUACAUUAUGCCAUCUUAUUUCAUCAAAAUAGAAGGUUUAAAUUCAUAAUCACUAGUCUGGUCAGUUAAUGUAGAACCUAAAAUAGCAAAUAAAGAAAAUAGGAAGCAAGACAAUUCACAGGGGCAUCUUCCUUCUCUAAACAUAAGAAUUAAGUUAAUGAGUUAUGUAAUUUUUCUCAACAGGGUGACUAAAGACCAACUUAGCAGCAGGCACAGUCUGAGAAAGGGCGAGAAAGUGAAAAGAGUCCAGUUUUCUCUGAUUUGAAGCAGGAUAAGCAAAUGCCCAGAAAAUUGCUUAAGAAAUCCCCUACUGACUGAUCUCAUGGUAUUUCAAAGGAAAGCAGAUAUAAAUUAUGUACUGUGCAAUAAAAAAUGUAAUUUUUUCUGAUAGCGUUUUGAGGAUUAUAUAAGAUACAUUUUAAAUGCUUUAUAUGAAGACUUGUUAAGCCACUUAACCUGGGGUGCUGGUGUUAGAAUAUUCUUAAGUAGGUUCUACUGAGGGAAGCUACAUAUGGGCAUGUGCUGCCAGCAACUUCCUCUGUUUAAUGGUAUGAAAAAAGUAGGAUGACUGGGAAAAGCCAGACACACACACACACACACGCACGCAGAGGCUGGCAGUAUACAUUAUUCUCUAGGGGUGGGAAAAAGUAGUUUUCUUUUAAGGGACUGUAUGUAAUAAAAAGAAAAUCUACAAUUUACAAUAAUGAGAAAUUACACAUAAAAUAAAAACUUACAUACUACAUUUUCUGGAGAACACACGGAUUUAAUAUGCAGAGAUAUGAGAUAUGGUUGCUGGCUUGUGCAUUAUCAAAAGUAAUUCUUUCUCUGCUAUUAACUGGCUAGAAGUCAGUCAGCUCAGCUUUCCAACGCGCUCAAACAUUUUUGUAAGUCAUGUUUAUACAUAUUUCAUGCUUUACUGUAUAUGUAACAAUAAAGAAAUUAUUUUUAAUAAUGUCAA
Messenger RNA from Equus caballus (horse), 12632 nucleotides. The record is from RefSeq and is a predicted model, not a curated record. Lineage: Eukaryota; Metazoa; Chordata; Mammalia; Perissodactyla; Equidae.